Molecule: messenger RNA, 684 nt
Organism: Ceutorhynchus assimilis (cabbage seed weevil)
Lineage: Eukaryota; Metazoa; Arthropoda; Insecta; Coleoptera; Curculionidae
Source: the annotation of a GenBank genome assembly
CUGCACAAGACUUUCGGGUGUGAGUUUUUCAGUUUUUGGCUUUGAAAAAAUAAACCUGCCCUCGUAAAUUGUCUUGAAAAACCCAUAUACAUAUUCACUGGACUAGACCGUUCGAAUUUAGCUCGUGUUAUUACUAUCGUUAAACCUUAUCAGUAAACAAUUUUUAAUUACUGGUGACAGCACACCGGUAUUAUUCAUUCAUAAAUGUUUGUUUGAAUAAACAACUUUGUCAGAUUUAAAUUAAUCAUUAAUUAUGCCUGAUUUGUUGCAAAGGCUUAAAGACGUUGUGGCAAAUGAAAGAGCAAGUGGUUCAUAUGGAGAUCCACCUGCUGCAAUUGAGGAACUUUUCAAGACACUCAAUGAUAAGCCAGGUCCGACUGAAAAAGACGAGGCUGAGUCAGUGAAAGGUUUAUCCCAAGGUGGCUCGAGAGGUUUAGGCGGUCUUGGAGGACAACCCCCUUGGUUGAAGUUUGUGACACUCUUCGAAUUGUUCAUUGUCAUUAUUAUUUUAUCAGGAAUUAUCGGAUAUAAAUUGUACAAUGAUAGGGUGCAAAAGAAAAAGGCAGAGGAAAUUAAAAAAAUGAGGAAACUACAAAAGAAGAAGAAGAAGAUGUAUUAGAUUUGGUCAUAUAUUUUCAAGUAUUUGUUUUUUUUUUUAAAUCUAUUAUAACUAUUUACAAUGGA